UUCUCUGUGCCUCUAGUCAGAGAGCAUCCGUCUCUUCCUUCCUUUUCUCUUAGUGAGAGCGAGAUUAACAUUUCUCUGGUGCUUCAUAUUCGUCAGAAAGAGAGACAGAUAUGGGAAGGGCUCCUUGUUGUUCAAAGGUUGGUUUGCACAGAGGUCCAUGGACUCCCAGAGAGGACACAUUACUCACCAAAUAUAUUGAAGCUCAUGGUGAAGGCCAUUGGAGAUCCUUGCCCAAAAAAGCCGGCCUCCUUAGGUGUGGGAAGAGUUGCAGGCUAAGAUGGAUGAACUACCUAAGGCCAGAUAUCAAGAGAGGAAACAUUACUCCAGACGAAGAUGACCUAAUUAUCCGACUGCAUUCACUUCUCGGAAACCGCUGGUCUCUCAUCGCCGGUAGACUUCCUGGUCGAACCGAUAACGAGAUCAAGAACUACUGGAACACCCAUCUCAGCAAAAGGCUCGUGAGCGAAGGAACUGACCCGAACACGCACCAAAAACUAUCCCAGCCUCCUGCCCCCAAGGAAAACAAGAGGAAGAAGAAGCAGAACCACAAAGCCAAGAACAAGAACAAUACUGAAGAUCGCAUAGUGCCCCAAAAGCCUAAGGUCCAUCUCCCCAAACCCACCAGGGUAACUUCCUUUGUUAACCUACCAAGAAACGAUAGCUUUACCACGGCUAGCACUGCUGUGUCUUCUAGCCAGGAUCAAGUUCUGGAUCAUGUUAACAAUAUUAUUCCUUGGUCUGAUUUCAAAGAGGGUGGGGUGGUGUUCUCUGUUGUUGAUGGGUCGUCGUCGGAUUUCGAGUGUGAUCAGUCUCGAAUAAUCCUUAAUGUUGUAGCUGGUGAUGAUGAUGACCACAAUUUGGAAAAUAUUUACGAGGAAUAUCUGCAGGCCCUUCUGAAAACGACAGAUCAAGAUCAGAACUGCCAAGUUGAGUUAGACUCGUUUGCUGAAUCACUGUUGAUCUGAAUAAAAUAAAAAUAAGAAUGCUGUGGAAGAUAAAGGGUUAUCUCCCUCUCGCGCGCAAUGGUUUAGACAGAGUUUAGUAUUUGAAAUUGAAUCUUAGGUCUUCACGUGCUUACCUUCUAGUUCUAGUCAAGGUUCUGUUUAUGUAUCAAUAAUAAUUUGUGAAUCUGUGGUAGUCACAUUGGGCUUUAUUAAUGUAUAUGAUAGAAACCAUGAUGUUGCCACCAUUUUAUUAACAAUCAAAUCCUGUUAGUCUGUUGCU
Messenger RNA from Rosa chinensis, 1224 nucleotides. Its product is annotated as myb-related protein 308. The transcript has 2 exons. NCBI's taxonomy places the organism in Eukaryota, Viridiplantae, Streptophyta, Magnoliopsida, Rosales, Rosaceae. The coding region runs from base 111 to 965 and encodes 284 amino acids. The record is from RefSeq and is a predicted model, not a curated record.